UCUUGGCGUGUGGACGCUUCGAUACGUUUUCGUUUCGUUCGAAUUUGCUUAUUUUUCGUGGUUAACAUCGUUUAGCGAAACAUUCCAUUUGAACGCAUUGUGCUUAAAGCAAUUUAACACAUCCACGUUAUCGUCGGCACCGUCGCUGACACAGUGCUAGUGUGACUACAGACGUAAUUGCCGUUUGUGUCUGGCCUCAAUGCCGGGUAUGGUGCAGUUGUGCGGGUGGUAGUAUUUAAUUGUAGCCUACAAGUUUGUUUAAAACACACGAGUCAGCGCGCUUUCAAUUUCGUUGUGUUCAACUUGCGACGGUUGUUCGCCUACAAUGCAUACGCACUUGUAGAGUACUCGGAUUGUGACAUUGCUAUUUCCGCACAAACUUAAGACGGCAAAGGCAAAGUGACGUUGUCUUUGAUAGCCACUUGCCUUGUUUGCUAAUGGACUAAGUGGAUUCUUAACAGUGUGGUGAUCAUGUGUACCGUGGACGCAUCUGCAACAUUUCGUUUCUUUGUUUAGUUACGGAUACGCGGGGCUUUUCGGCAAACAUGACAAUAUGACAGCAAAACGCGACAAGGAUUAUGCUAAAAGUAAAACAACAACUGGAACAGGAUUUUCUGCGUCAGCAUCUACAGGUGCAGUAAAAUCAAUAGGUCUAGUCACAUCAUCACAAAAUGUAACAUCAUCUCAGGACAUUACGAAACGAACAAACAAGCCACUUAUGGAAAAGCGACGACGUGCACGUAUCAAUCAAAGUUUGGCCAUACUAAAGGCACUGAUUUUGGAAUCGACAAAGAAUCAGUCAAAAACCACAGAUGGACAAACCAAACACACGAAAUUGGAAAAAGCUGAUAUACUCGAAUUAACAGUGAGACACUUUCAACGGCACCGAAAUCUCGAUGACACAACCAUUAAUAAAUACAGAGCCGGAUAUACGGACUGCGCUAGAGAGGUUGCACGUUACUUGGCUACGCCCGAACCUCCACCUUUGGGAAAUAUUCCUUCGCUGUCGGAACCGGGGUCAAAAGCACGGCUUUUACGACAUUUGGACCAAUGUAUUGCUGAAAUUGACAUUGAGAUAUGCCCACAUUCCACAGCGACAUAUGCCGACAGUCCAUCCAGCAGUUGUUACGAUAUCAACACUGCGCCAAAGAAACCUCAACCGGACGAUAACUCGUUGGACUAUAGCAGCCAAGACUCAAACCCAUUAGAUUUCAGUAAAGCCGCCUCGAAUGUUUUAACAUCCAAAGCAAAUUUUGUUAGUCCUACUGGGACGCCCGUAGCACAUUCCACAAAUUCACCCUGUUCGGAGCGCCUAGGUUCACAAGAUGAGAACAAUAAUCCCGAUGGUCCUCAGGGUAGUGCAGGAUCAAGUAGAAGUGAUGCAAGUAUGCGGCCAAUGAUUUCUGCUGGCGAUAUACCGAAUGUAAUCGAUAUCAAUGCUGUGCAGAACUUUGAAGAACGCAGUAAACUGUGUUCAAAUGUUUUGGACACAUACAAACAUCUUAAAGUAAAUGACCCAACAGGGAUCCUUGUACUUCCUCCACACUAUGUUCAAUUAGCAGCAGCCUUGGGUCUAAAUACCCAUCCUGUCAUGGAUGCAAUUACCACUCGCACAGACUUCGAACGGCUGAUCGAAAUGAAUCACGUGCCUCCAUUGUCAGCUCAAAUUGCCGGCAAACUUAGCACAUAUGGAUCUCUACCCGGUGCUUUAGAGGCCGCACAUGCCGCUGCUGCCUAUGCAGCUACUACUAUGGCUGCAAAAGAAAAUGGUAUGCCGGCUGCUAGUACAGCAUCGCCAGUGAUUAGUAACAUCAAUAUGGAACGUCCUGCUUCUGUGCUCUCUAAUGCAACUUCUGUUGCUUCAACCUCUGUGAGCUCUAUGACAUCAACCGAUUCGCAGAAGAAUGCCACACAACAGCAACAUCAGCUAGCCCGCUUAGAUGCUAGUGCAAUAUCGACAGUAGAAGCAGCACAAUUGAACAUGGUUAGCAAUCCUCUUUCGGCAAAUAUUGCAGCUGCAGCAGCAGCAGCCGCCCAACACCAGUUGCAUCUACUGCGGCCCAAUGAAGCUCUAGCAAGGCAAGAGCAACAGCCGCAGGAUGAAAAUAUGUGGAGGCCAUGGUGAGCAGUGCAAAUAUGAAGAUUACUUCAAAUGCAGAAUUCAAAGCUUCAAGCGCGUGACAUUGUAAAUACCAAAGAUUUCUUAUAUAUAAGCAUCUUCAUAUAUUUGAAGUUAGGGACAUGUGUAAAUUAUAAACAAAUACGUUUUUGUUAAUUAUUUAAAGACGUUUCGAACAGUCUUAUAUAUUAUUAAUUGCAUAUAUUGCUACAUUCUUAUCACAAAAGUUAAUCAGCGCUGUGCAUUACAUGAAAAUGGUAAGGCAGCAUCUUUCCCAGGAAUUCGUUUGGAUAAUAUUAUAUUCUUUUUAUUGCUAUAUUUUUUAAAGUAUAACAUACUUAUUAAACAACUCGAAAGGUUAGAGAUUAGUAUGCACAAAACACAAUCAGUUCGAGUGAAAUUACAUCACUAAUUAUUUUCUUCAUGCGAAAUUUUAAUAUGCCUCUUGUCCCUUUGAUUGUUUCGUUGGCUGUGUGGCAUGUAGCGUCGCCUUGUUGGGACCAAUGGUCGUCCACAUCAAUAUCCUCCAAUUCAAGCACGAAAAAUCACAAUAAUGGCGUUCAUUCCGGUCUUCUCCGAUACUCUGCUUUACAGCAGCGAUAUUUUUCGGUCCUCAUUUGGCGAAGUCUCUGAGGCUGCACGUUAUCCAGUCUGUUCAUAAUUAAACAGCAGACCAAACUGUGUACAAAUCAAGUACCACCUGUCAAAAAGACCAACUCCGAAAAAGAUAUUGCCUCAUCGAAAACCACACAUCUAAAAAGAAAACAGCCGUUACCUAAUAUAAAAACUUCAAACUUCCGGUUGCCUUUAUACCAAAUGUAUCGAUCUAUUAGUAAGAUGACUUAGCAAAAUUAUGAGUAAAAUCAUGUAAAAUGGUCCAAGAUAUGUACUACAUACUUAUAUUGAUUUCUGUUAUUCCUGCAGACUUAAUGCCGACUAUGUCUGUCAGUAUGUUGUGAGUUAUCUUCAUAAAAUUGCAAGAAAACAUAUUCCACAGUAUACUUGAGUCAUGUUCAAAGUUAAUGCAGUCAGUCCAGACCCCAAUACAAUACAAAUAUAGUGAUUUCUUUCUAGCUGACUUAAAACCAUUUAUGUUGGUCAAUAUACUCGUAUGUGACAUUUCAAUGAAAUGUAUAUGUUUUCUUAAACAGAAUGUGGCUUAGCCCUUCAUAUGAAUGAAAUCGGCAUAGACCAUGAUUAAAUACCCUUAUUCCCAAUAUAUUGAUAUCCAUUUCUCUAAUUGACUCCUUCCUCAUUUUUGCCGAAAAUAUUCAAUUUAACAAGCAAUAACAGAAGGUAUUUCUUCGCUUUUGAUCCCUGAAAAUUGCGAGAGUAUAAACAGUUGGGUUAACACGAACUUAGCACUUCAUCAUUUGUUGAAUAUUGCAUUUUUGUAUAACCUGAUCUUCUUAAAAUUAUGCCAAUUAUGCGAUCAAAUGAAAAAAAUGUGUAGUUCCACUUUUCUUGCAUUUUUUUUUGCAUUGUAAUCUCUUAAUCACCGCAAAUGUGAACAGAAAUUCGUACUUAAUCUAAAAGCUUUAUUUAAUCGGAUGUCAUCAUUUCGUUCGAAUCAAGUUAACUGAUUCAUUUCCUUUGCUUUCAUUAGCUAUCAACUACACUCGUGGCCACGCAAACCUUACCACUUUACUUUCUUAAAUUUUUUUCGGACUUUUUCGUUCGUUCGGGAUUUU
This is a messenger RNA of Bactrocera tryoni, 3810 nucleotides long. RefSeq names its product hairy/enhancer-of-split related with YRPW motif-like protein (gene Sidpn). The record is from RefSeq and is a predicted model, not a curated record. Gene Ontology annotation, cellular component: nucleus. Gene Ontology annotation, biological process: regulation of transcription by RNA polymerase II; anterior/posterior pattern specification; regulation of neurogenesis. Gene Ontology annotation, molecular function: protein dimerization activity; DNA-binding transcription factor activity, RNA polymerase II-specific; RNA polymerase II cis-regulatory region sequence-specific DNA binding. The coding region runs from base 554 to 2125 and encodes 523 amino acids. NCBI's taxonomy places the organism in Eukaryota, Metazoa, Arthropoda, Insecta, Diptera, Tephritidae. The transcript has 6 exons.